CUCAGAAGUGCACUCGUAUUUGAUAGAAAGACAUAUUUCAAAAACAAUAAAUCAAUAAAGACCCGCAAACUACGAGACCUCUACAUGCUUGUUCUGGAGAGGAUCCCUGUGCUGCACCUGAGCAACAAUUAAUCCUCCAAAAAAGAAGGCAAAAAAAAAACGUACCCACAAAUCCCACAGUUGCCUGCUGGUCCCUGCAGGUGUGGGCGUGCCUCCCCCCCUCCUGUCACACUGGCAGAGAAGGCAGGGCAGGAGGUGUUGCCAGGUGGAGGACCGAGGCCGCACCCGCCUGCCUUUUUCUUCUCCAGCUCCCUCCGGUCUCGAUCCGAGCCACUUGGCCUGCACAGGCGAUUGGGAUCCAAAGGAUUUGACCCGAGAGCUCCCGGCGGCGUCCGGAUUCGGCCAUCGCGGAGCAGCACCGACGCGGGCUCUGCCAGGUGCCGGUGGCUGGUGGAGGAGCAGAGCAUGUUGAGUGGUUGCGGUUGCCAUGGAGCUGCAGGAUAAGAAGCGGGAGGAGGAAGCUGUGGCUCUGGGCCUGUCCACUGGCCAGGCGCUGGCCAAGCUGCGGGACCAGCUCAGCAGCCUGCUGGAGCAGCACCAGAGGCCCGAGCGCAGGCGAGCCUCCGCACAGGAACGGUGGGUGAACAGCUUCCUUAACCAUGGCAACCGUCACUCCUGUCUCCAUUGGCCGGGAGCCGCCCUCACUCUCCUGGUGGUGCUGGGACUGCUCUGUUGCCACGGCAGCCAGCCGAGGGGCAGCUCUGGCAUCGAGCUCAUGAACGCCGCCGCCCUCCUCCUCCUCUUCCUGCUCAACCUGCUGCUGGUCGGACGUCAGGAGCGGCUGAAGAGCAGCGAGAUGUUCCGGAGGCUCAACGCCAUCAUCGCACAGCUCAGCAACUACCUGUCGGGGUGCGUGGGGGAGGUGCGGUGGUCCCCGUCUUUGUACCCGGACCUGUACACGCCUUCGUCCACGUCGUGGUCGCUCCACUGGACCUACCGGGACUCCCAGUUGGUUAACCUGCCCAUCAGUCUGCUGGUGGAAGGAGACAUCAUCGCUCUGAGGCCCGGCCAGGAGUCGUUUGCUUCCCUCAGGGGCAUUAAGGAUGACGAGCACAUCGUGUUGGAGCCGGGUGAUUUGUUCCCCCCGUUUUCCCCCCCUCCUUCCCCACGGGCCAAUGAAAAGAGAGGACCGCAGAGCCCCCAGCAGCACCGUCUCUUCAGAGUGGUCCGGACUCCAGUGCUGGACAUCGUCAGGAACAGUUUGGAGUUGGCGUUGGCUCGACCAAUCACAGUGCUGGACAACGAGCGGUUCACUGUGCAGCUGGUUAUCACCAAGUUAGUCUGUCCAGUCGUCCUGGCGGCGUUCCUGGUGGUGAACACCGUUCGCUACUUUUGUGACGCACCCAGCCUCACCCCGCCCUGCUACAACUUCUUUCAGCUUCAGCUGAUGGGUGUCCUGCCCAUCUUGCCCUUGCUCUUCCCCGUCAUGUGGGUGCUGUUGAACGCCUUCGGAGAAGCCAGGGUACUCGCCGAGUUCAGCCGCGCAUCGCCAGCUGGUCUGCUUGCUAAGUUCUCUGAGGAUACUCUCAGCAGCUACACCGAGGUGGUUUCCUCCCAGGAGCUGCUGCGCUGUGUGUGGAGACACCUGGUUGGCGUCCUGAAGGGAGAGUCUCAGACUCUCUGUUACACCUCCAGCCUUCUACACACUCUGGGAUCCGUCACUGUGUUGUGUUGCGUGGACAAGCAGGGCCUCCUGUCGUGGCCUAACCCGAGUCCGGAGACCGUGCUGUUCUUCAGUGGCCGAGUGGAGCCGCCCCACAACAGCCAGGACGACCUCGGAGACGACCUGUCCGUCAGCUCCUACUGCCGGAUGGAGGCCGACGAGGACCGGGAUGAGGCUCCGGAGGCGGAGGCUCUGCUCUGUCUGCCAGCUGAGCCCUCCGCCCCGCCGGGGGAGGGGCCCGAGCCCAGCGAGACGUCGCACGACAUGGCCCGCUCCACCGACACCACCCGGCUGCGGCGCGCCGCCUGCCAGCCCGCGCACGCUCGCAUCAAACACCACUCUGGGUCCAACGUGAGCUUCAGCCACGACACCGAGGGAGGCGAGGACGCCCAGGACUUCGGGAUGGGCUGCCCGGACGCGGAGGCGGACGACUUUGUGUGUGACUACCACCUGGAGAUGCUGAGCCUGUCGCAGGACCAGCAGAACCCGGCCAGCAUCCAGUUCGACGACCUCUCCUGGCAGUGCCACCUGCCGUCCCUCAAGCCGCUGGGCCUCAACAUCAUGCUGAACCUCUGCAACGCCAGCGUCACGCAGCAGCUCUGCCGCUUCUCCGACCACCUGUCCAACCUGGCGCUGCAGGAGAGCCACGGCACGGUGCUGCCCGUCUGCGUGCCCUGGGGGCUCUGCGAGCUCUCCAGGCUCAUAGGGUUCACUCCCGGUGCGAGGGAGCUGUUUCAACAGGAGAACCACCUGGCGUUGUACCAGCUGCCAUCGGGAGAGAAGACCAAGGAGAUAACCUCCCACCACCUUCAUUACUUCCCCAAGCGGCAGCCUACCAUCUCCCAUCUGAUCUCCCUGUUUGUGCAAGACUCUUCCUCCAAUAACGUCCAGAUGCUGUCGCAUGGCUCGGCCGACCUCAUCCUGGAAGCCUGCACCGACUUCUGGGAUGGAACCGACAUCUAUCCCCUCUCGGGCUCCGACAGAAAGAAGGUUCUGGACUUCUACCAGCGCGCCUGUCUGUCCGGCUACUGCUCGGCGUUUGCCUACAAACCCAUGCAGGUCUCCUUGUCGGGCCAACUGAAUGGGAAAUGCGUCGAGCUGGCCCCCGGGCCCUGCCUCUUCUCCGGGGUGGAGCUGCCCUCCACCACCCCCAUCAAACACACCUCCUGCAGGAACAGCUGGAGCUCCGACGAGGGUAUCGGUGAGGGCGUGGAGCGCGACGACUGCGUCCAGGCCCUCAGCGGGCAGAUCUUCAUGGGCAUGGUGUCCUCCCAGUUCCAGGCGAGGCUGGACACGGUCCGACUCAUCGACGCCCUGGUCACCGCCUGCAUCCGCUUUGUUUACUUCUCCAUGGAGGACGAGCUCCGCAGCAAGGUCUUUGCAGAGAAGAUGGGUCUAGAGACCGGCUGGAACUGUCACAUCUCUUUGACCCCCAACGGAGAGAGUCCCUGUGACGGGGGUCCGUCCAGCCCGGGUCAGGGCUCCCUACGCGAAGACCUGAACCAAGAUUCCCGGGACGAAGCGGAGGGUCCGCUGCUGCUGGAGGAGGAAGGCCACUCUGACCUGGCCAGCUUCCAGCCCACAGACAGCGACGUGCCCAGCUUCCUGGAGGACUGCAACAGGGCCAAGCUGCCUCGCGGCAUCCAGCAGGUCCGUCCUCACCUGAAGAACAUCGACAAUGUGCCUCUCCUGGUGCCGCUCUUCACUGACUGCACCCCCGACACCAUGUGGGAGAUGAUAAAGAUCAUGCAGGAGAACAGGGAGGUCACAUGCUGCUUGGGAAGUUCCGCCAAUUUCCGUAACAGCCGCCUGUUCCUCCAGAGCGACCUCAGCAUCGCUCUGGACCCUCUGUACCCAUCUCAGUGUUCGUGGGAGACGUUCGGCUACAGCACCGGGGGAGGGUUCACCGGCAGAGACGCCGAAGGUCUGUCUCCUCUGAGGCUCUCGGGACAGCUCAACAGCCUGGGCUGCUCCGUCACCUUCCACCAAGGAGAGAGCGUCAGCAUGGUCAAGCUCAUCGAGCAGGCGCGGCACACGACCUACGGCAUCCGCAAGUGCUUCCUGUUCCUGCUGCAGUGUCAGCUCAGCCUCGUCGUCAUCCAGUUCCUGGCCUGUCUGGCUCAGCUUCCCCCCCCCAUGAACACCACGGACAUCCUCUGGCUGUCCUGCUUCAGCUGCCCACUGCUAAGCGUGUCGUUUUUGGGGAAGCCGCCCGACAAUUUAGCCAUGACGGUCGCCACGGGGAAGAACCUAGACGCCAUCCCGAGGAAGACACAGAACUACUUCCUGGGCUGCUUCCUGUUGAAGUUUGGCUUGACGGUGUGCGCCUACCUGCUGGCCUUCGGCUUCACUCUGCAGGAGGUCUGCUGCAACCGGAGCAGCAACUCCAGCCAGGCGGACAACACCACCCACGUGUACAUACUCGCAGCCAGCUCUGUCGGCGACGCUCCUGACUGGUUCGGCGAGCUGUCCAACGGCCUGCUGCUGACUCAGAAGGUCAUGGCGGGGUUCCUCGUCUUGCACACGGUGGUGAUCUCCCUCAGUUACGUCCAUCGCUCUCAACCGCUGUGGAGAAAGAAUCCCUUCAGCAACACCUGGUGGUGUCUCACUGUGCCUGUGGUUCUGCUAAGCCAGCUUGUUCAGGCCACGGUGGAUUACCAGCUAUGGCGUGACCGGGGCAGCCGCCUGACCUUUGACCUCGGCAACAUACCCCUAAUGGCAUGGCUGCUGGUCUCCCUGUCCCCUCUGCUGGUGGUGAUGGUCAACGAGGUGGUGAAGCUCCACGAGAUACGGGUGCGAGUUCGAUACCAGAAGAGACAAAAGCUUCAGUUUGAAACCAAACUGGGGAUGAAUUCUCCCUUCUGACGCGUCCCCUGUGAGGUAGUCGUGGAAAGACCGGGGAACCGUGAAGACUGCAGAACCCGCACAUUAACACUUCAGCACCAACAGCACUGCAACCAUCAGGUGGAGCCGAUAUGAGAUGUGGGGGCGGUAUGACGCAACAAGUCUGGAAAUCCCAAAGCAUUCGAUUCCAUUUAACAGAAAAGAGCCAAAAAUAGGCAACUAUUUAUUGUCUGGUUUUAGUUAGUUUUAACAGCAUGAAGAGGUUUAUGCUUUCUUACUAUCACUUCUGUUCUCCAUGGCUGAGAGACUUUGUGUUCAGUCUGGCCCCAAAGAAAAGGAUGUUUUAGAGACGUUCAUCUUUAUCGUCGCCCAAAGAGGCGACGUGUCGUAAAGAGGCCGGUCCAAUCGUUAUUCACGAGAAAACCACAGAGUAACCAUGAAGUGUUCAAUAUUAAAUAAACAAAUGUUAAAAUAUGAAAUUUAUAAGUAAAUUGGGUAAGAAUAUGUACAAAUAUAUAUCGUUAAUUACUACUAAAUCCGUUUUGGCAUUUUGGGGCUUAUGGCGUUAAUUUAUUGUACGAAACAAACCAUUUACUUUUUUUCCACGUAUGAUGGCAGUGGUGUCAGCUUUUCAGCAAGUUGCAUGCCUUCUGCCUCUUAAGAUGGCAAACUCAACCACAGCAACCACAUUUAGCCCGGUAAAUCCUGCUAGCUAAAACAACAAUGUCAAAAUACUUCGGGAAAAAACCCGAUCGGCGUGCUCUCUGCAGUAGCUGGACAGCUAAUGUCAAUUAGCGUCAGCUAACAGUCACCUAGCGUCAGCUAACGUCAGCUAGCAUCAGCUAACUGUCAGCUAGCGAUAACUGUGAUCUAGCGUCAGCUAACUGUCAGAAAACGUCAGCUAACGGUCAGCUAAUGUCAGCUAGCAUCAGCUAACUGUCAGUAAACUUCAGCUAACUGUCAGCUAGCGUCAGCUAACUGUCAGCUAGCGAUAACUGUGAUCUAGCGUCAGCUAACAGUCAGAAAACGUCAGCUAACGGUCAGCUAAUAUCAGCUCGCGUCAGCUAAUGGUCAGCUAGCGUCGGCUAACGUCAGCUAGCAUCAGCUAGUUAGCUUUAAUUCAUAGUUGCUUCUGCCACAGUUUUAACCUGAAGGUGUUCCUCCAGAACGGACAACUAGCAAACAAUGCUAACUCCACGUUGAUGCUGGCUAAUGAACUGAGCUCACAGGCGACGAGCCGGCUACACGAGGGAGUCCUGUAAGGCUCAUUAUUUGAAGCUAAAGAGGUUCAGUGUCUGUUUAUUUACAGCAGCAGCCUCAAGUUAGUUUAUUAUGCUGCUGUACCUUUGACAUUGUUGCUGUUCUCACUAACAUAUGAUAACAGGAUCUCGUUGGGGGGUCAGGUGAAGGUGAGAGGUCAGUGUCGACACCACUGUUCUGGAAAGUGACCAGAAACUUCCUAUCAAAUAUGAAAGGGGGGGAAAUGCCCGAUAGAGUAACGGGAGACUUUUUAAUACAGACGUUUCUAUAAUGAAACGCAAAUGAUUUACAAUGAAAUUCUGUUCAUUUUUUAAUUUUGUAUUAUUAGUAGUCGUAAUUUGGGUAUCUAUAUAUUCUAAAUAAUUUCUUCCAUUUUGAUUAUUUCAUACCGUCUUUAUUUAUUUAUUUAAUAUUGCACACUUUGGGACUCCGCGUGUAACGGGGUGUUGACCGAAUAGGUUCUAACGCUACCUCUGAAAUAUGACGACGAGUCUUUCCUGAGCUGAUUUUCCAUCAUUCAGCCUUUGAGCCAACAUUGUAAUCUCCUCCGCGGUCGACAAUGUUCCGGAUUAUUUGAUUGUUGGUGUUUUCCUAAAUUCCCGUGCUAAGCCGAGCCGGUCGCAACACGACGAGGACCGAAGAGCUCGGGGUUAUUUGGAUCAGCCGCGUUUUCUGCACACAUAUUUACUGUAUACACAUCUAUAGAGCUGGAGAAUGUGCCGGCGUGCUGCCGUGGACGCACGCCGCUGGCUGUGCACUGGCCUCGGCAGGCCCUUCUCACAAAGCGAUGGCUUUGCUGGAUGCAUAACGAUGUUUAUUUUGAUCGUGCUGACGUUCCAGAGCUUUUUGAAAGGUGCUUCUUCUCAUUCAGUUGCCUUUCUGUCUGGCUGGUUCAGCUCAGAGCUCGUGGACAGACAUUACAAAAUAAAUAUAUAUUCAAGUAUAUUUCUCCUUUUUCAAUAUUUGAUCUGCUGACCGUAAUACUCCUCCUGAUGCUCCUCGAGCGUCCCCACUAAUCUACGGUGUGGUACGUCUGUGUCACUGACGGUCUGUUUCUAUCGGACCAGCCUUCUUUGUGGUGCUGUCAUAAUUUCGGAUGGAUGCGGCUUUUGAUAUUGCUUCUGUACACAAGGUGGUGUGACUUGGUAAUAAAUUACGUAAGAACUAAACACCAUGCUUUUAUGCCCCUUAUAACGGCUGUCUUUAUACAAAUAUUAAGCAAUGGAAGUUAUUCUUGUCAGUGCUGGAGGUACCGGGGCUAAACAUGAGCCGAACGAUAUUUAUACUAAUAUUGUGAUAUCAAAAUAUAUAUAUACUGUAAUGUAGGAUUUUCUUUUUUUUCCUCUUCCAAAUUUUGAUUUUUCCAGGAAUCACAUAUUAAAUUUCUUAUUCCCUUUUUAAAAUCUUUUGGUCUGACAGAAAUUAUUAGCCCUUUGCUAAGCCCCGCCCUCCAAACGCAGACCGGCCAAUGGUAGUGUAGCGUUGGCCGGCUCCGACCAGGAAAGUAAUUUCAGAUUUGCUCUCAUGGAUUUGGAGUCGGGGUUAGACGUCGUAGAAUAGUGAUGGAAGACGAAGAAGAUGGCAAACUGAUUGUGAACACGGGCUGCUUUAGCUUUUUAAUGAUUGUGAAUAAAGUCCUGAGCGGCUCUACGGGAACUGUUGCUCCUUUAAUGUCUUUGUCCUCCGCCUCGAUCUCUUUACACUGCAUUGUGGGCUUUAGCUUUACAACCUGUUUGACCUCCUUCUCAACACAUCGUAGACCCGUCGGUCUGCUUCUCAUCGCGUUCUUGUUCUCCCAAAUAUUAGAUGACAGAUAUUCCAGGAGGACCGUUAGUGACGGGCUUAGUGAAAGAAGUGUCCAUUGUGAUGAGGGUUUUAUCAAUAUCGUUUACCCCUAUUCUGAAUAACUGAACAGACACUUACAGAUUAGAUCUGAAGGAGCGUCCAACGCGAUCGGGACUCGUGAGCUCGUUAUCUUUAGCAUCUUAAACCUCUGCUAGCUUCGUUUGGUUGUUUUUUUAAAUGUGUGCCUAUUUUAGUGAAUACAUCACUACCAAUGCUCAUUUGAGAUCCACAUUUAAAGUGUGUGUGUGUGUGUGUGUGAGUGUGUGAGUGAGAGUGUGUGAAGAGGUACAAGUAAACAGUUCCAUCUCCCUCGAACUGGACGGCGAAGGUGGUUUUUAAAGACGAUCGUCACAAUGCAAGAAAACUUUAUUUUUUUUAUUUUUUUAUCGGCCCCGUUUCAUACUCGUGUUUUACGCCAUGACACACACACACCACACACACACACUCUUGUGGACUAUGCUGCAUGAAUAGGAUCCAGUGAAUGCUCUGUUGUCUCUAGUUCUACUGUUUUAGUUCACGACACAAGUGGACUCCGUUAAGCAUGGACAUCAGCCUGCAGAGCGGAUGACAUCAUCACGCACAUGCUGGGAGCGGAAGCUGCUGUCGCUUGAUUUGUAGGGGGGGAUGGGGGGGGGGUGGAAGAUGAUAUAGUUGUACACAAGAUACAUAAAUGUAUAUUUUGUAUUUUUUAAAGUGUCGAUGUUGAGGACUUUUGACAAAUGUGUUUGUGAAUUGAUUAUGUCAUGUUAAUAAAUACACUUUUAUUUAUGAGAUUGUUUUUGUGUGUGUUAUAUUGUCUCACACAACCAUUGAGCACAGUGAGUAACGAGAGGAUGAGCGUAGUGUAAGAACUACAUUUGUCAAGUACAAAGAAGUUCAGGUUUUAAUUGAAAUUGGGAUUUUUGUGUUUGAUCUUUAAUCUAUUUUAUGCUUAUUGAAUUUUUUUAUUUCAUUCAUUCUUUUUUUUAAAGAGAGCUCCGUCACACAGUUCAGUUCACUUGUCACGAGGGAUGCUACUCAGCCUGUGAUGUCAUCAGGGGGUGUCCAGUAGGAGUCAAUUGAAUUAAAGCUGGACCGAUACUUGAGACUAGAAAUCAGAAUAUCUCUGCCGCACACUUUUAUUUUACCAUUUUAGAAGUAAGAUAAAUAAAGAGCAUACAACUAAAUGAGUGCAGUGCCAACGAUUUGCCCCCUGCACUCAACUCUCACGUAGUAUUCAAAUUGACGAGUGUCCGCGUAUUGGAGCCCACGCAUUCAACAAACUAUAAAGGUAAAAUGAUAAUGCGUAUUCUUACAUGUUUUGAGUAUUAACAUGGCUGUGUUAUAAAGUAACUGAGUUGGAAAUAUGUAGAAUGCCGUACAAUUGUUCAAGAAGUUGUGUUUAUUCGUAAAGAGUUGUUUGUAUUGAUUGACUCAGUUCUGCAAGUGUGAUCUUUAAAAUGUAUUUAUAAAUUGUAUGUUGAAUCUU
This is a messenger RNA of Pseudoliparis swirei, 9140 nucleotides long. It is a transcript of the gene tmem94, whose product is annotated as transmembrane protein 94. Lineage: Eukaryota; Metazoa; Chordata; Actinopteri; Perciformes; Liparidae. The transcript has 32 exons. The record is from RefSeq and is a predicted model, not a curated record. Bases 488 to 4588 code for a protein of 1366 amino acids.